Molecule: messenger RNA, 900 nt
Organism: Rotaria sordida
Lineage: Eukaryota; Metazoa; Rotifera; Eurotatoria; Philodinida; Philodinidae
Source: the annotation of a GenBank genome assembly
AUGAAUCGUUCAUCUAAAUUAAAAAAUAUAUUCGAUGAUAAAAAUCAAGAUCUAUUGAAUGAUUCAGAAACAGACAUAUCAUCAAUAUCAGAUAAUAGAAACAUAUCAACUAUAAAUUUAUUAUCGACUGAUUCAGAAAUAUCGAGUGAUGAAAAUAGUGAAAUAUCAAGAGAAAAUUGUUGUUUAAUUUGUUCAAUUUUACCAAAUUUAUCAAAUAUAAAUACAUGUCAGAAACAUUUAACAUUAUUAACUAAAUCAAUAAAUUCAACAAAAAUUGUUCAUAUAAUGAAUCCGAGAAAAAAUGAUCAUCAAUCAAAAUUUAAACAUCGUUAUCGAUCUAGUUCUUAUUCUUCUUCAUCAUCAUCAUCAGAAUUUCGACAUCAACCAAAAAGACGAUCAAUGAUUGUGCAAUCCUCUGAUUCUAGUAGUCAAGAUUAUUUAUUCUUCUCUCCAAAUGUUCAAUCUCAAAAACCAACAAAUGUUAAUCAACAAUAUCAAUCUAUUCAUAUUCAAACUCAAUUAUCACCUUCACUUCCACCAUCUUCUACAAUGUAUAAAACUCUACAACAAUAUAAUGAAAUUUUAUUAACACCACUAUUCAAAAAACAAAGCCAAGAAAAUAAUAAUGAAAUACAAACAAUAUUGAAAGAUAUUCAAAAUAAACCAAUACAACAAGAAGUACCACAAAUUAAUCAUAAAAUAAAUUCUCCUGAUGUAUUUGAAAUAGAUUCAAAUUUAUCAAAUUCAUCAUAUAUUUCUCUUAAUCGAAGUAUACAUGAAAAAGGUGAUAGUUAUCAAAAGAAAAUAACAAUCGAUAAGAAUCAAUUAAUUGAACAAAUUUUAACUAAUAAACAUCCUCAACCAAUAAUAUUACUUGAACGUGUAUGUUUCGAAAGAUAA